AUGGAGCUCGAGUACUCAGUCUCUCAGGUUGAUGACAAAUGGAAGGCUGAAUGGGACAAACCAGGUGUUGAACUUGAUUCAAGAGGGCCUGAAUACCCAGAAUCUGAGAAUGGUAACAAGGGCCUAGUAUCUCAGAUUGAUGAAAAGUUCCCAGAGUUUCAAGCUGAUGACGAGCACUCGGGAUCUGAGGAUGAUGGGCGACCAAUCUGGUGUGGGCCAGCAGAGGUUGUCGAGUUGUCGGAGCGACUGAUGCAAUCCACAAACCAAGAUACCGAUGAAUUAGAACCUGUCAAGUUGAUCCGGAAGAUAUCCACCCUGGAAUCAAACGAAUUUGCAGAUCUACCUUCAACUAGAACCCUUCGGGACCUCAAGUCACAGUACAACGCUCUGAUAAAACAGAAUAUGCCAAGAACUCGAUAUCCUGACCUUUUUGAAUAUCUACCCACAGAGAUAUGGAUGCAUAUUCUCCUCGAGCUGUGGAUAUUUAUAAAUAUUAGAGGAGAUCUAGACGCUUUAGAAUUAGCGCACUCGGCGCUAUUUCUGUCCAAAGGUCUACCCUUAUCUAUAACGGUUGAUGUUCCCAUGACACCCAUUGUGCAGGAAACUUUUCUGAAAAGAGAAGUAGCUCGUAUUCAACAUCUGACGAUAGUCCCAGGUUUUCGAUACCUGCAAACAAGCUCGCGGCUGGAAACUGUUAUACCCAAGCUGGUCAAGUUAACUGCGCUCAAGGCGUUGAGUCUCUUUGAUUCUUCACGGGAGGAACAAGAGACCCCAUCCAAAUCGUAUACAAAAGUAUGCAAUAUUAUCGCCCCUAUAGAGUAUUUGCGAUUAUUCCAGACACCAUCGACUUAUAUUUGGCCAUUAUUAGCCCAAGUAAUCUCUAGAACCCGUGAAUUGGGACUCAAAAUAAGAUGGGGGGACGUAUUCGAGCUCUUCACUGCAAUUCAUGAAGCACCUUAUUUACAUAGACUCGAAAUCAUUAUCAUGGUCGAUCCCGACGAAGAUGUAGUCAAGGCCACCGGUUGGAAGGCCCCUACUCUUCUCCAAAUACAAUGUUUUCAGCUAUCAGUAUAUGAAAGGCAAGCUAUAUUCGUAGCCAAGGCGCUCCUAGACGCCCUUGAUGGCAGCUUGGCCAACCUUCAGACGCUACAUUUCCAUUGCGACAUCUUUGCCAGUGACCUAGUUCGAUUUCUCAAAGGUAUGGAACAUCUGAACAUAUUGAACGUCCUGGGUUAUGUAGAAAAUGAUGAAGCUGGGAUGGUAUCUUGCCCCUCGUUGAAAACUCUAAUAGCGAAAACGGAAGGGGUUUUAUGUUACGUGAGCAUGCCAAACCUCCUCAGCCUCACGAUUAACAGCACAUAUGAUCUGGAAAAGUCAAUAAAGUGCAUAUCCUAUCCAGAUAUCGAUCGUAGCUUUGUGACUAGCGUCCAGUCAUUAUCUCUGGAUACUAGAAUUGCGGCUAUUCUCAUCCCCGAUGACACCAAGUUUACGCAGCUCCUCACACUCGAGUGGAUAGGUUCUGGGUCAACAUAUUUUCAUCUAUAUCACCCGUUCACUUCCCUUACCAAAAUCAAUUUCGCUGCAUACAAUCAAAAUCUAGGAGCGAGCUAUUUCUGUGAGCUAUUACUCCGGUAUCCUCGGUUGUGUCCACGUCUGAAGACGAUUUGCAUGCACGAGUAUCCGGAAUGGGACAUGCUCCUAUACAUGCUGCUUAGACGAAAUGUGUACCAGAGCCAAGACAACAUUUCACGAAUUACAAGUAUAGGGCUUCCAGGGUAUCCAGCUCCGAGCAUACUUGUGCCCUUGAAGACGUUGUUACUAGGCAAGAUUCCGUUGGUGAUUCCUUCUCUUGAAGGGUUUCUAUAUUACUUGAUCUUAUCUGAUCUUACCAUGUGGGUCACCUCUAUCCUAGUAAUUGGUUAUGCCUAUCCCUUCAAGUGGCCCGUACUAUUUUUUUAUCCAACUUCGAACAUGCUGUCCGGAAAAGGAAAGCGAAAAUGCCCGAGGGAUUUGACCCGCCUCUUCCCAAUCACCUCCGAGACUGGUUCGACGUCUGGAAAGAAAAAGAGUACGCAUGGGCUCAAAAAGUGCUCGAACAUGAAGACUGGAGACUGCGAAGAAUUAGCUGCAUACGACAUGAUUAUUCGCGGGUCGUAA
Acaulospora colombiana is the source of this 2157-nucleotide messenger RNA. The record is from the annotation of a GenBank genome assembly. Lineage: Eukaryota; Fungi; Glomeromycota; Glomeromycetes; Diversisporales; Acaulosporaceae.